AUGGCUCCAAUCACCACCAAGAAAAACACCGCUGCUAAGAAGUUAGUUGUUGACACCUCCGCCCCAACCGAAAACGGUGUUUUCGACCAAGAAUCUUACGUUAAGUUCUUGAUUGAAAACAUCAAGGUUGAAGGUAUUCCAGGUAACUUAGGUAACUCCAUCUCCAUUACUGAAGAAGGUAACAAGGUUGUUGUUGUUUCUAACACCAAGUUCUCCGGUAAAUACUUAAAGUACUUGACUAAGAGAUACUUAAAGAAGAACCAAAUCAGAGACUGGAUUAGAUUCGUUUCCGUUAAGCAAAACCAAUAUCAAUUACAAUUCUACUCCGUCGCUGAUGACGAAGAAGAAGAAGACGAAGAAUAA
Molecule: messenger RNA, 363 nt
Organism: Debaryomyces hansenii CBS767
Lineage: Eukaryota; Fungi; Ascomycota; Pichiomycetes; Serinales; Debaryomycetaceae
Product: 60S ribosomal protein eL22
Exons: 2
Coding region: 1-363 (120 amino acids)
Biological process (GO): cytoplasmic translation
Cellular component (GO): ribosome
Molecular function (GO): RNA binding; structural constituent of ribosome
Source: RefSeq, a predicted model, not a curated record